Mizuhopecten yessoensis (Yesso scallop) is the source of this 8727-nucleotide messenger RNA. RefSeq names its product SMC5-SMC6 complex localization factor protein 2-like. Bases 377 to 6304 code for a protein of 1975 amino acids. Lineage: Eukaryota; Metazoa; Mollusca; Bivalvia; Pectinida; Pectinidae. The transcript has 21 exons. The record is from RefSeq and is a predicted model, not a curated record.
ACUGUCCACCCAUUGGCUGGUCCACCUAGAUGAUAGUUGUCUGUGCUUCUGCUUUGCUAUUGCGGAGAUGUUGUACCGGACUGUUGUACAGUAAUAGACUUGUAGUUUAGCUCAUUUUGGAUGCCAGAAUGUACGUUUGUGUGUACCUAUAUGUUAUAUACACGUUUGCUGGACAACGGAACCUGAUUUUGUAGUCCUACCCUUUCUGUUGUAUCGUGUCUAUUGUUACUUUGGAAGCAUUGUUUUUGCAUUCAAUUUUUUUUUUUUUAUUCCAAUUCUAUGUUGGAACUGGAGAACAUUGUUUUUGUGAAUAUAUACACACUGGCAUCUUGUCAUCCAAAUUUGCAUACACAUUACUUGGUAUAUUUAUGCCAGCAUGCAUCCUUUUAACCAAAACCUUAAUAUGGGUAGAGGAUCUAGACCACAAGGUUUUGGUGGUAAUAACACCAGCAAUAAUAAUGGAGGCAGAAAUUUUGGACAAUAUGGAAAUGGAGACCAGUUUCCUAUGCAAAAUAACUCGCAAUAUGGAGAUAACACUAACAUGUACCGUACAAAUAUGUAUGAAAAUGCUCAGAAUAGGCAGAGUUAUCAAGGGGAUCGGAACAAUUUUAAUCCUCAAAGACAAUUUCAAAAUCAGCAGUUCCGAUGUAAUCAAACUUCCCAGAAUGAUAGACAAGGCAUGGGGCAGAUGGAGCACCAAAGAAGUAGAGGCUUUCCUGGUCAGUUUGGCCAUCCAAAUAUGCAACAAAAUACUGGUCAAUGUAACAGGUUGAUAGACAGGGCGAGUUGUAAUUUGGGUGGGCCUCGAAACUGUCAGGCAGAAAGUUUUGGAGAAACACAAAGCUCUCCUGAGUUUGAAAGUCAGAGAGGAAGACCAUUCUACAACGAGUCUGAUUGUCCAAGAGAAAGACAAGAUAUGGGACAACAGUUUAACAAUAAUACAGCAGCAUGGAACUUGAUCAGACCAAAUUUGAUAAGUAUGAUGCAAAAGUUCUUCUCUCAUAGAUCUACUUCUAGUAAUUUUGACAAUAUUUUCAACAAUGAUCAGCAACAACCCGUUGGAAAUUUUCCUCUUUACCAGGAUCAAACAGCUCUUCAGAACUUCACUUCACCAAAGAGAUGUAGAAAGAAGUGGAAAAAGAAAGCUAAGAGUCGGUUCAGCUGGAAAAAGAUGACAGAUUGUUCACAGGGUUCUUAUACAAAACCAAACCGAUCCAACCAGCAGUCUCAAGUCUAUUCAAAAGUCCUCGAAAAUUUCAAUGAUUGGUCAACUGAAGUGGAAAAUACGAAAACGGGAAAGUCCUGGACCGUCACGACUGCAGAGGAUGUUCCAGGUGUUAUAGAAACUGCAACACAAGCUUCAGGUACAGCAUCUGAUGAAAUAGCUACCACUGAUCAUUCACCACAAAAAUGUUCAGAGGAACAGAAAACCAGACUGACAGGUGUUGGCUCAGAAGGUGAGGAUGUUAGCAAUAAUUCUGUUUAUAUAUUAAGUGGCAAGAAUGGAAAUGGACCCACAACGGCACAACAAGUAGACUCAAACGUCUUGUAUAAAAAUGAGCCAAAUCAAAAUCUAUCCCAUGACAUGCACACUGAAUCAAAUCCGUCCAUUAAAGAAAUCCAACAAAACGAGGUUCGGUGUCCAUUAGGUGAACACCUGGGUCGAAGUACUGGUCAUACAACCCAGACAGAUCCCUCGGAUGUGGAGCAUGUGCAACAGGGCAUGGAACUUGUAAGCCUGGAGGGUGACACACGCAUGUCACAGGAUAGUGAAACAAACACAGGUUCACCACAGCAAUCUAGAGAUGCAAGAAAUCUCUUGACACGACCAUCAAGCACAGAGAAGAAUAAGUCAAUAUCUCCGGGAAUGAAGGAUAGAAAACAGUUUUUUGGUACACCUCUCCAGAGUGGUAAAGAUUCACCCAAAACACCAGAGCCAGGAAAAACUUGGUCCUCCAAUGAUUACUUCACUGGUGGACAGUCCAAUGACAACCAACAGUUCAACGACAAACAACAGUUCAACGACAAACAACCAGGUACGGUUCAGGUUAGUACAGUAUCAGGUCAAUCGGCCAUAAGUGGACGUCCUGAUACAGCCAACAAAACACCUUCAAGUGGAAACAAAGAUCUAGAUGCGAUGCUGGGACAGAGGAUUUCUGUGAUUGGAGAGAGGAACAGGUCAAGGUCAGGAGAGCAACAAGGCUAUAGGGGAACGCCUAAACUUGGUGUACCAAUAGAUAGAGGGGGACAAGAGGGGAUGUGGAACCAAGGAAGGAGUUUGGAUGUGUCUAGUUACAGGGAAGGAAAUGUAGACAGAAGAGAUAUGUGGCGUACACCUGGUAAGGAACCUUACAGAGCAGAAUCAACGAUGAAAGGAGGAGUGGAAACUGAUAAAAAACCUGAGGGAAACCAAAUGCAAUCGGGGGACAAAGGUGACAAUGCCAAGGAAAGGAUUGCUUCCUCACCAAAUAUUGGUUUGGCCUACAAAGAUAGGUUCCAUCCUGGUGACAGGAGACAGUAUAAUAGUCCGAACAGGACUCGGGGUCAGGAUACACGAAGAUAUUAUGGAUCACCUCAGAAUAGUUCUCCAAGACGUCGACAGGAAAAGCCUGAUUACUACACACAAGAUGGACGCUUUGACAGGAAUAGAGGACAGCAUUACCGAGACAGUAGAGAGGAAUCUGAAAUGGGGUCAAGGUGGCGAUCAGAGAAUGAGUCCAGGAGGGGUAGGGACACAGGAAAUACAUUUUCACCACGUGAUAGGAACCAAGGGCAGUUCCCCUCCAAUAGUGGUAGACCUUACAGCAGUGGUCGGUAUCAAAAUGAUUACAAUGAUAAACCAGGUAGAUCUUCAAACAGAGAUUCUUCUGAUGGCAGUGAUGGAAAGUCAGGAGAAAAAAGGGAUAACCACAACGCUGGUAGCAAGCUUAGCAACAAUCCUGAUAUGAAAUAUGCUCAAGGUGAUAAAAUCAUUCCAAAAUCUUUGAAUGAAUCAAAGGAACAUUUGAGUCAGAGUUCCACCAGCUUUCAAAGAACAGAUCAGAGAGUGAUCAGGUCUACCAUGAUGGAUCAGCAUCCCAACGCAAGGGAUAGUUUAAAUGAGUCAAACUGUAGAACAACUGAACAAGAGAGUGGUGAGGCAAGAAAACAGAACGAAGAUCAAGGGAGCAUGCCUAGUUCUACUGUCACAGGGCAAAAGUCUGACAAUGAACAAAACAGUCAAAUCAGCAAGUCUGACAACAGCAAGAAAGUAGAAAAGGAGAUGGAAGUUUCUGAAUAUGCAAGUGGCGGCAAUGAUCCCAAAGGUCAAGCAAGUUCUUCACAGUCUUUGGAUAAAUCAAAGGAACUGUCGAAUAAAAGUCCAACAAAUUUUCAAAGAAUAGAUCAGAGGCCUGUCAAGUCUACCAUGAUAGAACAAACCCCCGACAUUUACUCAAAGGAUAGCAAUGAAUCGAAGAGAAGGACAGCUGAACUAAAGAUUGAUGAGACAAGAAACAAUAACAAAGAUCAAAGAAGCAUGCUUGGUUCUACUGUCAUUGGGCAAACGUCUGUCGAUGCACAAAACAGCCCAAUCGUGGACAAGUUUAGAGGUAGUAAGAGAGCUGAAACUGACAUGGACAUUUCUGGAUAUGCAAGUGGCAGCAAUGAUAAUUGUGGCCAAGUUAUAACUACACAGAAUAGAACAAAAGAACAACAACAGAUCAAGGCACUUUCAACGCAGCGUGGUCCUGAUCGCCAGGUUUCUGGGCAUCCUCACAAUGACUCCAGAUCAAAAGAGCUAUGUAAUGUUUCUGACGCAAAUAAAGACAAAAGACAAAGUAUCUUACCAGAACUUACUCAGCAAUCACCCAAGAGACAAUACUCGUGUGAAGGAGAAUCUCCCAGACGGGCUCGGCAUUCCUCUGGAUCCAGCCAGGGGAGAGGUAGUCAAAGGGACAAUGAUAAAGUCAAAAACAGAAAUUUAAGUGGGGGAAGUGCACACUCUUCUGAUACAGGAAGGGCAAGGUCAUAUUCUAGAGACAAAGAAAGCCAUGUCAAACAAUCUCAUACCUCACAUAGAAGUGAACACAGGCGAGUUGUGAGGGAGAAGAGCAGUGAAAGUAAUAUUAAUAGCGAUUCAAGUUCUGGAAGUAAUCAGGUACACUCUCACAGGCACCGGCAUAGGCUAAAGGGAGAUAACUCUGAUAGACAUAGGCAUAGACACAGAUCACAGGGUGAUUCUUCCUCUCAAAGUGAGAGAAAAGAGCCAGGUCGACAAAAGUCAAAGGAGAUGGGCACUAGUGCUACAGGCCAAUCAACCGAGAGACUGAGAGAUGGAGAGCUGAGUGGACCAAAGCACAGAAGUCUAGGCAGUACCACAGAACGUUGGAAGGCAGGAGAGGAUUAUGCUGGAAGCUUCUACAGGUAUACACAGACAAACAAUACCAAAGAAUUUGAAGGAGGGAGUGAUGUCGACAUAGAUGAAGAGGAUUCAGACGAUGAGCUGGAGACCCCAUUUUUCCUGACGUCGCUUACAGAGGCAAGCUCAAGACCAAUUCCGUCCACUCCAACAAAGGGCAUAAAUGCUUCACACACAGAAUCCCCAACCCCAUCCUGCAGCCCACAGAUCUCACUGGCCCCUCUGUCUUCACUCACCUCGGGGUUCUCAUUGGACGCCCUUCUGGCUGAGGCCAUUGAUAAGACAUCAGAAGAACGACAGUGCGAAGAUAUGCACGCGGUACUUGAGGAGGGACUAAGAAAGGGAGGCUUUGUAAAGGAUACUUUGGAAGUUAACGAAGAGCCUGUCGUUGAUGAAGAUCUGCUACCUGAACACCAGCUCAAACUCAAAAAAUUCGAGAUCUGUAAGAGUCAGAUGAGUGAGGUUCACCCUGGAGAGAGCAUCUUCCUUGGUCGGAGGUACCAGUGCCUGUUUAAUGCUGACGUAUCCCUCCAGUCAUGCGGCUUUGUACCAGGAACUACCUACAUUGACAAACAUCUCAUCACUGUUCAACCAGGUGACUACAUAACACUCCUAACCUCUGACAUUAUGCUGAUGUGUUUUGAUGCGAUCUCCUGUCAGGAUGCUGUGCUGCGGUGGCUGUUAUUGAUCAUGUCGGUGCAUGCUAGCCACCUUCUGAUAAACUGCUGCUACAAGACUAUCCAGGAACACCUUUACUCGUGCCAGCAUUUCACCUGUAAGACUAAGUAUACCUGGUCUCCUGCAGUGACAGAUAUACUCUCCAUACUAUGUAACUAUGGAGCAGAUCCAAACAAAUUAUUGCCGAAGUCUUUGAUGCCAAAUACUGAAUCUAUCCGAAAAUCUCUGUUUCAACAACAAAACAUGGAGAUUCAGCCAGCUGCUGGGAAAUACAACAGGGAAAAUUUCCGCCUUGUCCUUACUUCCCUAGCCAUGGCAUUUCAAAUCAGGCCUAAGUACACAGCUGUCCAGAUCACACAGAUGGUGGUCAUGCUAUGUAAGGCAGCUCUCGAUAAAUCUCUCAACAAUUUUAUGUUAACCCAUGAGUUUGAGGUUGUGCUGGCUUCCCUGUUAAAGUUGUACACAGACGCAGACUGGACCUCACAGUCCCUAACUUUGUGUCGAGAGCUGUCCAGUUUAACGGAACACCAUCAUAACAAAGUUUACCUUGCACAGUUACUUCCCCCUACCACCAAAGGGAAUUUUCUUCAGCGCCGUGUCAGCUUCCUGAUGAUACACCACCUCUUUAAUCCAGAACAGAAAGUGUCUGAUGAUGUUGUCAUGCAUUUUCAGCUGGGUCGUGUUCACAACGUUCUGCCCCGAUUACAAGGACUGGCCGAUGAUGACAUCUAUCUGUUGGCAAGCUGUGUGAGUCUUCUAGACCUUUGUAUAGGGAACGGGGUCAUCAAGUCUGCAGAGAAGGAUGACUUGGAGUACAUUACAGAACAGAUGAAGAAACUGACAGGUGAAGUGAGAGACAAUGUCCAGAUGUUAGACAAGACGAGAAUAAAAGACAUGAUGAUAAGAAUAACAAGCAAGUGGACUUUAGUGCUCCGCAGUAUUGGCAGCAAGCAGAGAACUCUUUUCGAGUGCCCUGGGAAUUUCCGUAAGUCUCCAGCAGAAAUGAAGAUUGAGACAGUAGAUGCAAGUCAGACUGAUCAGGCUUCUGAAACAGAGGAGGAGGAAGAAGAAGACUCUGAGGAGGAAGAUGCUCAGUCCGAGGAGGAAGAGAAACUGCAAGCAAAAGUUAAAACGGUGACAAUCGAUGUGAAUGGGAAGGAUGUUUCUGGUUCACCAGCUGAUGAGGGGAUGGACAUUGGUGAUGAGGAUGAUUUACCAGAGUUAUAAGACUUAUCAUCUAUUUUGAGUUUUCAUAGUUGAUGUAUUUUGGGCAAAGAUGUGUAGCAUUGCAUCUUUUACUCAUUAUUAUUGAAGGAUGACAACCACAUCAAAAUACUUCUUACAACUGGAAAUAGUUUAUAUAUUUUUAUAGUGCAACUUUAUAUCACUCAUUGAUUUAAUUCUAUAUUAACCCAUUCACCAUGAGGAACGACAAUGCAAUUUUAGCCAUAUCACUAUUUUCAUCAUUCAACUAAAAUUCUAGAGGUUUAAUUUGUGUUGGUAGAGAAAAAUAAACUUAGGCAAACAUUUUGAAAAUGCUUUAAAGUGAAAAAUGUUGAUGCCCACCUUUAAUAGGCAAAAAAUAUUGAAUGCAUUUCAUUAACGUUUUUUUUGCUACCAGUGAUGUUUGAGGAAUUAUCAGUAUGACCAAAAUGAUGUAAAAAGUGAUAACUUCUCUGCAGUGAAGACAUAGACGAAUGUUUUCAUUUGUCUAGGAAAAUGUACCAUGAAAGUGUAAUAUUUCUGACAGAUAUCCUACCAUUCAGAUAAAGUCAUAACCAGUAAACAGCUUUUAAGGUUUUCUGUUGAAUAUCAAAUAUAAUUCAUAAAUAUGAUUAUUUUCAUAUUUUCAGUCUUUAAAAGUAACCCUGUAAAAAUAAGGAAUAUCUCCUUUUCAUGAAAAGGAUGUGUCAUUGUAACAGCACUUGAUUGGUAAUAAACAAUCGGGACAACUCUGCCUUAAGGAUCCCCGUACCGCUGCCCAAAAAACUAAAAUAUUGUAUCCAAAACCUAUUUUCUGUCAUAACUUUAGCUUUUAACAACUAUUUUUGAAAAUAAAAACCACAUGUGGAUCUCAAAUUGUUAUACUGUUGCUGUAACCGAGGGGAGGUUAUACUUCAUGUGAGAAAAACCACAGUGCAGUGGGGUCAGGAUCCUUAACAGAAGUUUCUUGUUCAGUUCUGUUAUAAGCAUUAUUCUUUAACAAUUAUAAUGAUAACAAACUGUUCCAAAUAUCAAAAAUAUCUGACAAUAAAAUUGUAUAAGUAUCUUGAAACAUUUCAGGAUGAUUUAAUAAAGUCAGAAAGUUAUAGAAGUAGAACAUUUAAUCUAUUUGUUGUUGAAAUACAUAAAGGUUUGGUGUCAUGUAAUUGAAUGGUUUAUGUUUAACAUUGCCAGAAUUACAGAUAAUAUGGGGGUAAAGUUUACAUAUCUUCAUGCUGUGCUGCCUAUUAGUGCCUCAAUUAUAUGUGAUUUAAGUCGGUUGUAAUCGUAUUUGUCCUUUCUGAUUUUUGUUGUGUAUGUGUCUUACUUUCACUUUCAGAACAAAUCCACAUGAAAAAUAUACUUAACAUGAAAUUAAACGGUAAUAUUUUCAUAUUUUCAAAUACCCACACCCUGUAGUAACUAGGAGAUCAUUUGACCACAGGAUGUAGAUUUUGAGUUUGUGUGAGUUUGGACUUGAUUGAGGGAGUUUCGAGGGAGAUUGGUAAAUUUUAAUCAAAAUGAUGGAGUCUCCCUCCUUUUGAGGGAGGUUUGACAGCUAUGUUUUUUUUCUCAUUAAAAUAGAGAGUAGAGAUCUAUCAAAACAAAACGAAUUUCAUGUGACAUUGUAAUUUUGUAAUUUCCUGUAACAGGUACACGCCUUAUAGGUGCUAUGAAAUUUGUUGUUUUUUAGGUCCAAUACUUUAAAUAUUCAGUUUUGAUAAAAAUAAGUGUCUUCAGUUCAAAGUUAAAGAAUUAUCUUCCAAUUCCAACUAAGAGUAUGAAUGUGUAACAAAAGUUUGAUAAAAAUUAUUUGUUAUAUAUCAAUCUAAACAAGCAGAUUUUGAGUUCCGAUUUGGUCACUUUGUGUUGAUGCUGUAGUUUAUUUCUUUCCAUUUUACUUUUCAUAGAAAUAUUCCCUUUGACUGAGAGGUAAUUUAUGGAAAGUACUGCAAAUGGCUCUAACAGGGUUAUCAUUUUUAUGGGCCAGAAAUAUUGUACUUUGUAUGAUUACCAGAGUUUUGCAUGAUAACUGGAGUUCAAUGUGGUGGAUGUUUUUGUUUUUAUCUCAUUUCCGUACAUUUUAAAUUGUCUAUGUAUGUGUACCCUUAAAUAUCUAAUACUUGUCUUGAUUUAACAUAGGCAGCUUGUAAUUCGGAAAUACGACCUUCAUUUUAUUUUUUCAUUUCUUUCUAAAAAAAAACAGUCAAAAUGUGACUUGUUGAGAUUUUAGGGUAAAUGAAAUAUUGAUAAGAAAAUAUAAGAAAAUUACUUUUUGUGUAAAUUUGUGUGAGAAAUGUGCAAUGGAUGAGAUACAACGGUAGUGAAGUGGUUAUGAUAGGGAGGGCUGUGGGAGACACUGGAAUACGAGUGAGUGUGUAACAUGUCCGAGACAAGUGUUCAAAGUGUUAUGUUUACUUUUAUUAAAAAAUAAAAAUGAUUGAAAA